Paramisgurnus dabryanus is the source of this 3254-nucleotide messenger RNA. Its product is annotated as E3 ubiquitin-protein ligase TRIM58-like. The record is from RefSeq and is a predicted model, not a curated record. Gene Ontology annotation, molecular function: zinc ion binding; protein binding. Lineage: Eukaryota; Metazoa; Chordata; Actinopteri; Cypriniformes; Cobitidae.
CAGGUAUCUGAUCGUUUCUUGUUCACAGGUGUACAUGUAGAAGGGCAUUUGCUGAGAACGUGCAGACAUGUCUCUAAGUAAACCCGAAGAGCGUCUGACUUUAGAGUUGAGCUGCCCGAUCUGUCUGCAGCUUUACCGCGACCCCGUGGCUCUUCCUUGCGGACACAAUUAUUGUCUGGGAUGUAUACAAAAUGCAGCCAAUGCGGAAGAUCCUAAGAACUCGAGUCGUUGUCCGGAAUGCAGGGAGGAGUACGGUAGCCCAAAGGCUCUGCCGAGGAACUUCAAACUCAGCGGCAUCGUGGAUGGUUACCUGGUGGCCACAUCGAGUGGCGGUCUGAGAGGAGGCCCUUCGAAGCCGUGCGACCAGUGUUUGGACGAUUAUGUGGCUGCAGUGAAGUUUUGCACACGUUGUGAGAUGUCGCUAUGCUCCGGCCACCUCAAACGGCACGAGGAGCGACACAGUUCCAAAGGGCACAUUUUAGUGGAGCUGAACGCAGAGCGGGAUGGGAAGAGAUGCCCGGUGCACGGGAACACUACCGAAUACAUGUGCGCGCAAGAGCGGCUGUUCCUCUGCUCGGACUGUGUGAUAGAGGGGACGCACCAGAACCAUGAUGUCAAGACGUUUGAAGUGGCGAAGGGGGAGAUGAAGAGGGUACUGGAAGGGCUGGGGAAGGCCGUGUUUGACAAGCUACAAAUGACUGACGCUCUGCUGAAAAAUGUCAGCGAAAGAGACGGACCCGCUGACAACGCAGAAGGCAAACUGGUGACCAGGGCAAACAUACUGCUGGAUAACAUGAGUACACUAAUAAGUGCAUACAAGAGUCGCAUGAGCACUUUGAUGGACGAUGAGCUUCGUUUGCGCGACAAAAGCUGGCAGGCCAUUCGAAACGAUUUGGAGAGCUGUCAGCGGCAGCUGAAGGAAGCUCACCAAACCACCACUGAGGUUCUCUCUGAAUCCUCCGAGUUCCUCUUCAUCCAGCAGUACCUCAGCAUCGAGGCGAGGGUCCGUCAGGCUGCCAACGUCACCAUCCCCUGCCUACCCGUCCAAGAGCCUUCCGAUGCCAAAAACCUGCGCUCUGCCCUGCGCACAGACACCUUUCGUGCUGACAUGAGCCUCCUGCUGGACUCUCUGCACAGCUUGAUGAACCCUCUAGACUUGACCUUCAACCCGGCCACAGCCCACGCCAACCUUCUGCUCUCCACCGAUCUCAAGACUGUAAAGCAAUGCGCUGGAUUGAGAAGCGGCAGUGGGAAGGAUCAGAGCGAACGCUUUUCCACGGUCCCUCAGGUCAUGUGCUCUCAGGGUUUCUCUGGCGGAGUUCACAUGUGGACGGUGGAGAUCGGCCCCGGGUGCAUGUGGUCCGUGGGUCUGUGCUACAAAAGCAUCCAGCGGAAAGGUGACCACAGCAAGCUGGGCCAUAACGCCGCCUCAUGGAGGAUGCAGUGGAAGAACAAGAAGCUUACGGCAAGCCACGACUCGGCUAACGUGGCCAUAUGCGAUGGGCUAAUCGUGCCACCGAAGCGGAUCGAAGUGACCCUGGAUUACGAAGCAGGAAUCGUCGCCUUCCACAGCACGGGUCACGGUGGACGAAAGCAACAUCUUUACACGUUCAGUGGGGGUUUCAGGGAUGUAGUGUACCCUGCAUUUGGCAUUCACUCGACGUCAGAGGAGUCUUGGAUAACACUGCUGAGUGGAGUUUGACUGAUGCACACACUUUCGGUUUUCACUUUCACACAACAUGUUUGAUGAACAAUAAAGAAAUCAUGAUAUAUACAAGAAUCUACCAGUAGAAAUAGUACCUCAAAUUAUUUCCUAGAAAUCUCUGUUGUUGAGACUGUGAGUGCUGUGUUUGUAUGACAAACAUUAAUAUCUCAGUACUACUCGGCUAUCAAAUCAUCUCUGUUUAGAUUUUACUGUACGGUCUGGUUGCCCUCAGACAGAAAUAGAUGAAUGUUUAAUGCAGGUAACAUCAUGAACAAUAUACCUCAUUCACUGCUUUACCCAAACUUUUCAUAUGGUUUAAAUAAAUACAGUGAAUUCUUACCAGUGGAUGUCAUAACAUCUGAUGUAUAUUUCACAGACGUUUCACCUUGACAGUGAUAAACUUGAAUGACUGGGAUCUGUGAGAUUGGAGUGCAUAGAUAUAAUAUUAACAAAUUUGCAUAUUUAAUCAGUCUUAAGAGAAGUUCUCAUGGCAUGCAUUAAAAAAGUAAAUACAAAAAAAUAAAUAGCUCAGCAAAGCUAUUAGAUCAAUGGUUUAGCAUUGCAUUAGCAAUACAAAAGGUUGUGGGUUCCAGUGGCGGCCGGUGACUUCUUUUUCGAAGGUGCACAAUGCGAAGCUCGGAAAAAAACAUGUAUUUAACCCGUUGUGUGUCAAAAUAUGUGUUUGAUGCGUCAUGUAAACUUAUGUGCAUCACGUGUCAUGUCAAAAUACGAGCCUGCUGCAGACACUUCGAAUGGGUUCAUGAUAAAAGAACCCAUUUGAAUGUUUUUUUGUGAAUGUAAGCGUCUCUUUUAUCAUAAACCCUUUCGACGCGUGUGCAGCAGCAGGCAAGUAUUUUGAAAUGCCGUAUGAUGCACAUGGUUCACAUAAAGCAACAAAUUCCUAUACAUGACGCUCUGAACACAUGUUGAAUUCGCGCCCCUUGGUAAAGAAGUCACCGGCCGCCACUGAUUGGUUUGUUCGAACCCAUAACACUCAUAAUGAUAAAAUGUAAACCUUGUAAUGCACUGUAAGUCACUUUGGAUAAAAGCAUUUGCCAAAUCCAUAAAAGUAAAUAUAAUAAAUAAACGGAAAUAUUUGUUCACACCUUUAAAACCGAAAGUCUGUAAGUCUGUCUGCCUUUAUUUUUGAAUGAACUACGACAAUGAAUCUCAAUACCAUAACUGCAAACGUGCAAACUGAACGUACAGGUUUCACACAAAGGAAUUUAUUCAACCUUACCAAACACCUUUCCUGUUAUGAGAUCUUAAACUUAUUCAGUUUGUCAAACCGGUUGUUUCAGUUUCAUUUCAACUGACGGUUUUGUUUUCUACUUUAGUUUUUAUUUUAUUUUAGUAAAUUUCACAGCAUUGUGCAAUCAUGUUUAUUAAUGAACAAGUUCAAGUUCAUUAUAAAUGUUUGUUUGUAUAUUUUGAAAAGACUAACAGGUGGCAUUAUUAUCUCUACAGCAGCACCAUCUACUGGUUCUGUGAGGUUUUAUGAUGUCAUUAGUGUAAUUUUGUACAACUUCAAUAAAGUUGACUUGCACUU